UGAGAAUUGACAGUCGUCACAUCCCACGCACGACUCCUUCAUUGGUUCGAUGGUUGUGAGAGAAACCGAGGAAGAGGAUACUUGGCUUUAGUUGCUCUGCGCGCUCCACCACGUCAACAUCCGCGCGCGCGCGCGCUGUGCUUCUUACUUAUUUUAAGAUUAUACUUAUUAAAGUAUAUUCUUCCUUUUUUUCAAAGUUUUUGUUCAAUUAGCUACUCGCCAUUUUUUUUUUUACAUUAUCGCUGCUGUUGUUUCGCCUCGAGCCUCCGUAGUUCAUUGCACUUGCACUCGAUCACACCAAGUUCGACGAUCUCCCUUAUCAUCUUGGUGUCUCGGUCGCGCGAAUUUCCAAUCCUACAGCCAUGCGGGGACUUAUGCUGACGACUGCUCUCUUCCUCCUCACAUUAUUAGGAAUGCAAACACACGCAUGCGAAUUAGAUAAAAUGGGAAACGGAUGCAGAAUUUCCAGCGGCCAGUGCUCGUGCGGUUACGGUUGUAAAGCCGAAUUCCGAUAUCCUAAUAUGGAAGAAUGCAAACUUGCUAUUACAGGAGGACAACGAAAUUCUUGCUACAGUACAACUAGGUGUAUGCACGGAGGCAGUUGCCUUCAAAUUACUUCUGAUCCUGGAUAUAAAUGCUUAUGCGAGGGAACUGGAUUUUUUGGUACUCGAUGCGAAAGACCAUGUCCAGGGCCUGAGAAUCCACAUUACCGAGGACCUUUUCCAUACGAGUGCGUCGUUAUUUAAAAACCCUUGUUUGUAUAUUACCAAUCGAGCAUUUCUAAUGAAAAAUAUUCUAUUGUCAUGAAUUUUCUAGAUUUAAAAAUUUUGUACAUAAUAAACAU
Messenger RNA from Ceratosolen solmsi marchali, 844 nucleotides. RefSeq names its product neurogenic locus notch homolog protein 3. The transcript has 5 exons. The coding region runs from base 363 to 746 and encodes 127 amino acids. The record is from RefSeq and is a predicted model, not a curated record. NCBI's taxonomy places the organism in Eukaryota, Metazoa, Arthropoda, Insecta, Hymenoptera, Agaonidae.